Molecule: messenger RNA, 3942 nt
Organism: Oncorhynchus mykiss (rainbow trout)
Lineage: Eukaryota; Metazoa; Chordata; Actinopteri; Salmoniformes; Salmonidae
Source: RefSeq, a predicted model, not a curated record
UUGCCCACUCCAGUCCUCAGAUGGCGAUGUACGUCUUUUAGGUUCCGGCGACGCUGCUAGUGUGACGUAUAAUCUAGUGGACGGGACGCUCCUUCAACAACAACAGCUAGUCAGACACCUCGGUAGCUUUCUAGCAAACAUAGCUACAACAUUCACGCUCUUUACACUGUUUUGGUGUAUAUUCAACACACUUCUGUCGUAUGUACUUGAUGACCCACGUAAUUAUAUAUUUACGUUGUUUGUCAGCUAGCUGGUUUGCUAAAUUAGCUUAGAACUAGGCUAGUCGCUAAUGCUAGCUAGCUAACAUCUCCGACCAUGAGUUCACCAAGCUACUCUCCUCCUGAUAAAGAAGCUCUCAUCAAAGAGGAGGAGGAAGAGGAGUCUGUUACAAUACAAAAACAAGUAGAGGGUGAGGCUGUUACCGUGAAAGAAGAAGAGAAAGACGUUUCAGUGAAAGAAGAGGAAGACGCGUUCAGAGUGAAAGAGGAGGAGGAUGUUACAGUAAAAGAAGAGGAGGAUGCAGUUUUUGGAGUGAAAGAGGAGGAGAUGACUGUCACAUUGGAGGAAGAAGAGGAGGUUGGAGAUCUGUUUAACACCAGAGAGAUACGGGACUAUCGUGGAUCCUCUGGGGAGCCUCAACAACCUCAUGACGCUGAAGAGGCAGAGACGACUUUCUCCAGAUCAGAACACCUUAAUAAACACCUGCAGAUAUCCACAGGGAAAAUAACUCACUGCUCCUCUGACCGUGGGAAGAGAUUCACCUCAUCAGGCAUUACAAUUCAUCAGAGAACACACACAGGAGAGAAAUCUUAUAGCUGUGGUCAAUGUGGGGAGAGUUUUGGUGCAUCUUGCACUCUGACUCUACACCAGAGAACACACACAGGAGAGAAACCCUAUAGCUGUGGUCAAUGUGGGAAGAGAUGGAGGACAUCUGGCCAGCUGACAUCACACCAGAGAACACACACAGGAGAGAAACCUUAUAGCUGUGUUCAAUGUGGGAAGAGUUUUGGUCAAUCAACCAGCCUGAUAUCACACCAGAGAAUUCACACAGGAGAGAAACCAUAUAGCUGUGGUCAAUGUGGGAAGAGUUUUGGUCAAUCAAGCGCUCUGACUCUACACCAGAGAAUACACACAGGAGAGAAACCUUUUAGCUGUAAUCAGUGUGGGAAGAGUUUUACUCACAAAAGCACCCUGAUAUCACACCAGAGAAUACACACAGGAGAGAAACCGUAUAGCUGUGAUGAAUGUGGGAAGAAUUUUGCUUUUUUGAGCAAUCUGACUCUUCACCAGAGAACACACACAGGAGAGAAACCUCAUUUCUGUGAUCAAUGUGGGAAGAAUUUUACUCAGCUAAAAAGCCUGAUAUCACACCAGAGAACACACACAGGAGAGAAACCUUAUAGCUGUGUUCAAUGUGGGAGGAGUUUUUCUCAGUCAACCAGCCUGAUAUACCACCAGAGAAUUCACACAGGAGAGAAACCUUAUAGCUGUGGUCAAUGUGGGAAGAGUUUUGGUCAAUCGAGAGCUCUGACUCUACACCAGAGAAUACACACAGGAGAGAAACCUUUUAGCUGUAAUCAAUGUGGGAAGAGUUUUACUCACAAAAGAACCCUGAUAUCACACCAGAGAAUACACACAGGAGAGAAACCAUAUAGCUGUGAUGAAUGUGGGAGGAGUUUUGCUUUUUCGAGCAAUCUGACUCUUCACCAGAGAACACACACAGGAGAGAAAUCUAAUUUCUGUGAUCAAUGUGGGAAGAGUUUUGCUAGUUCACGCAAUCUGACUCUUCACCAGAGAACACACACAGGAGAGAAAUCCUAAAGCUGUACUCAAUGUGGGAAUUGAAUUUUUUUUUUUUUUUUUACAUCUAGCCUUCUGAAGACACCAGAGAACACACACAGGAGAGAUCUUAUAGCUGUACUGUAUGUGGGAAGAGUUUUUGUUCAAUCUAGCUCUCUGAAGAUACACCAGAGAACACACACAGGAGAGAAAUCUCAUAGCUAUGAUCAGUGUGACCAGAGAUACUCUGAAAAAAGAUCUCAUACAUACAUGUCAAUGAUAUGAUUUCACAAUGUAGAAUGUUUUAACAGUGUAGUAGGAGUAUUUUAAUGAUGUGACAAUGUGGAAUGUUGUAACAUUGUAGUAGGAGUAUUUUAAUGAUGUCACAAUGUAGAACCCUAAAUGUUUGCCCCAUGUUCUAUUGAUUUCAGCAUGAUAUGGAUAUUAGCCUCAGGGGAAAAUCCAGGCUCUGAAAUGGAAGAGUACUAUUUAUGAGACUAAGUGACUAACAAAAAGAUUUGUUACACUUACCACGUUGGUGACCCACUUGAGUCAAAUUGCAACACUUCGAAAUGUGGCUAGCUGUUUUCUACAAAUUGUCCUCUAACCAGUGAUGUACACAUUAUUCACAGAUUCCGUGUGGUUUUUGAGCUGUUAGUUUUGACAGGAUGUGCAACCUCAUCUCCCUCCUCUCGGCACAAUGCAUUUCAACGUGAUAUCGAUGAGUGAUGACAAAUAAGUGCAUCACACCAAAAUGUAGCUGACUGUCUUCUGUAGGUUGUCCUCUAACUAGUGAGCUAAAAGAUAUCUCCCAUUUCCAUGUGUUUUUUUAGAUGUUAGUUUCAACAGCAAGUACAAUCUGACCUCCCCCAUAAUCGAUAUCAGUGAUUUAUUGCUACUUGUCAAAACAACAGCGUUUUUGGUGCUUGUGUCCAUGGUGAGGACAACUUAGUGUCUGAUUGUCUCAUGGUUGGGCAGUCAAAAAGAUUUGUGUUUUGUGUUUAGCCAGUGCGGUCCAUGGAUCACAAAUUAUUUUGACUUUCCGUAUUAGAGAUGAGUUAUGUUCCAAGGGGACGAGGGUUCUAGAAGCAAGUGAGUUUUAGGAAGGGGAAAAAAAUACACUUUUUUUCUUGUUUUUAAUUGUUGCCAGCCAGUAGACACCAUGUUAAUAUUGUAGAAUGUGAAGCAUUGUAGUUGAUUAUAAUGUGAAAUGGAAGUUGUUUUCUGUUGGUGGUGUGCAUUCUUUUAAGGUGUUACAGUCUUUGGUUUUUCCAUUUAUGUUUUGAGGUUGGACUUUAGCACGUCUAUCUCGUUAGCACGUAGGGCGCACUGAUUGGUGUCACCUCGUUAGUCAGUAUGUGUUACACCUGUGCUGGCUUGUCCAUCUCGUUAGUGGGAAGGUGUUUCACCUGAGCUGGUCCGGGUUCUAUUUAAGAGUGUCUGGCCCAGUGCUCCAGUUGUCUUGAUAGAUGUGGAGAGUCAACACCUUUAGUUGCUCCACCUUUUUGGUUUGCUUCCUGUCUUUAAGUUUGGUGUGCGUUUUUCUUUUAUUUCCCUCUUCUUGGGCAGAUUUAGUGGGUCUCAUGGUGGGUGACUUUUGUCCCAGUUGUUGUUACUAGUCAACUUUCAGUGGACACUGAGAGCAAAACUGCAACAUUAUGUUAUAAUACUUUUAUUGGAUCAAAUGGUGUUUUAUGCUACAGAAUAGAGGGUUCUUAGAACUAUUGUGUCUGUGUUCUACUGAGGAUGGGCCUCUGGGAGAUAACACUGACAGGAGAUUUAUAAUGUCUUUUGGGUGAUAAAACCGCAUUCCAGAACAUGAGUUAAUGUUUCUGUUCUAUAUGGUACCAGGGAGAGAUGACUCCAGGGCCAGACCCUGGUUUCUACACAAAGAGUACUGUUUUUACAGCAGCUACUGUCUGCUGAGAAUUAUAAGUAUCUUUCAUACAAACCUUAACCUUGUGACCUGUUCUAUACAUCUGUUAGUCACCAUGUAGGUUGAAAGGGGUGCAUCUUGGCUAUGAAAGACCUUUGUACUUUUGUCCCGUAGGUUGACCAGCCAUCAUUAUCGUAAAGCACUCAAUUGAAUCUCUUUAAAUGUGUAUGUUGUAAUGAAAGUGUAUGUCCCUUAUUAUUAAGUGAAUAAAGAUUUAAUUUAAGAAU